Molecule: messenger RNA, 774 nt
Organism: Propithecus coquereli (Coquerel's sifaka)
Lineage: Eukaryota; Metazoa; Chordata; Mammalia; Primates; Indriidae
Gene: TNFSF9
Product: tumor necrosis factor (ligand) superfamily, member 9
Exons: 3
Coding region: 1-774 (257 amino acids)
Biological process (GO): positive regulation of cytotoxic T cell differentiation; positive regulation of activated T cell proliferation; immune response
Cellular component (GO): plasma membrane
Molecular function (GO): tumor necrosis factor receptor binding
Source: RefSeq, a predicted model, not a curated record
AUGCACUCCAGCCCCGACGCCGCCCCGGACCCGGAGGCCCCCUCGCAGCCCGCGCCCUGCUGCCGCCGCGCGCUGCCCUGGGUCCUGGGCGUCGCUGUGCUGCCCUUGGCCGUCGGCGCCGCCGUCUUCUUUGCCAUUUACUGGGCGGUGCAGAGGACCCCCGCCUCGGCCAGCCCCGCGCCCACCCCGAUACAACGCGGGGGCCUCGAGCUGUCGCCCGACGACCCGCAGCAGGGCUUUCCUCUUUUCGGACAGCUGGUGGCUGAAGACGUUCUGCUGACCGACGGGCCCCUGGGCUGGUACAGCGACCUGGGCCUGGACGGCGUGUCCCUGUCGCCCGGCGUGAGCUACGAUAAGGACACGCGGCAGCUGGAGGUGACCGAGGCCGGCGUCUACUAUGUUUUCUUGCAAGCCGAGCUGCGACGCGUGGCCGUCCUCCCAAACCCCGGCUCGGGCUCAGGCUCCGGCUGGGGCUCGGUCUCGUUCGCGCUGCACCUGCAGCCGCUGCGCACGGCCGCCGCCGCCGCUCCCGCCGGGCCCGCCGCUCUGACUUUGACCGUGCACCUGCCGCCCGGGUCCUCCGAGGCCCCGCACUCGGUUUCUGGCUUCCAAAGCCGCCUGCUGCACCUGGACCCCGGCCAGCGCCUGGGGGUCCACCUGAGCGCGGGGCCCGAGGCGCACACGUGGCAGCUGGACCAGCGCGCCACGGUCUUGGGCCUCUUCCGGGUGGCCACCCAAGACCCAGCCGGACUCCCCUCGCCCAGGCCCACGUGA